CACAGGCCCAAUUGCCAACCUUUCCUUUCUCACUCCACCGCCGCGAUCACUACCUUUCACCUUGUCUUCGAAAUAAGAGAUCAACCCAACCUAGCACUCAUCAAGAUGCCACCCGACCGCUCCGCAACUGGGAAGAUAGUGUUUGUUGGCAACAUUCCAUAUGGCCUAACAGAAGAACAAAUCACCGAAAUAUUCUCCUCAGUCGGCCGUGUCCUCUCCUUCCGUUUGGUCUACGACCGCGAGACCGGUCGUCCCAAGGGUUUCGGUUUCGCUGAAUACAGCGACCAGGAGACUGCCGCGAGCGCUGUCCGCAACCUGGACAAUUACGAGAUCAUGGGGCGGAAACUGCGCGUGGACUUCUCGCACGAGGGGAGCGCGACGGAGGGGAUGGGAAUGGAUGACAUAAUGACGCAAGCAAGCGGCUCCGGAGUCCUCCCCGCCUUACCCCUAGGUGCAGACCUCCCAGCAGGCCUCAACGCGCCAGACGCAAUAUCCAGAACCCUGUCGGCCCUCCAGCCCCCACAACUCCUGGACAUCCUGGGCCAGAUGAAGGCCCUGGUGACCGCGGACCCCCUAAAAGCAACCGAGCUCCUCCGCCAGGCGCCACAACUUUCCUACGCCAUUUUUCAAGCCCUUCUGUUAAUGAACUUGGUAGACACCAGCGUGCUAACGCAAGUAAUCGAAAAUGCUGCUGCACCUUCUCAACCCCUCCCCGCUUCCGCCUCUACAACCUCCUCCGCCUAUGUCCCACCACCGGCCGUGCCCGCGGCACCUACCCCACCCCAACAGCAACAAUCGCCAUACACCCCUGCGCCUGCACAAGCCGCCAUCGUCGCGGACCCCCAGCGAGCAGCGCUGAUACAGCAGGUAUUAAGCCUAACGCCCGAGCAGAUAGGGGCUUUGCCGGCAGAUCAGCAGAGCCAGAUCAUGCUGUUGAAGCAUCAAUUGGCGGCCGGCGGUGGGUUUUAAGCCAGUAAUAGAAGGCUUACCUACCUAACCCAUAUAUAUAUGGCUGGUGAACCCAAUUUGGCUUCUUCUGACUCUUUCGUGUUAUUAUCAUACGUGUAAGCUUGGUGUUACAGUAGUUGGGUUUUUUUUUCCUCUGUGUCAUGUGUUUGUCCCUCGAAGCCAGUUGUGGGAACUAAUGUACUGAGGGAUGGAAGUUUUCUCGCUUGCUUCACUUUUCUACCUUUCAAUUGGUGUUUUUCUCUUUCUCCUUCUCUUUCUCCCCUUUCCUUUCCUCUCUCUCCUCUCCCGUUUGCCAAGGCAUGUAGAGUGCCCCGCUCCGCCCCGUCGUCACAUUUCAUUGUUGAACGGAACAUAUAUUAAAAAGUAUUAAAAGCGAGUAACUUGCGUUUGCAUUUUACCUGUAUUUCUAGUAGGGGACGCCC
Messenger RNA from Tuber melanosporum (Perigord truffle), 1391 nucleotides. RefSeq lists its product as uncharacterized. The record is from RefSeq and is a predicted model, not a curated record. Gene Ontology annotation, cellular component: mRNA cleavage and polyadenylation specificity factor complex. The transcript has 4 exons. Gene Ontology annotation, biological process: mRNA 3'-end processing. Bases 106 to 969 code for a protein of 287 amino acids. Gene Ontology annotation, molecular function: mRNA binding. NCBI's taxonomy places the organism in Eukaryota, Fungi, Ascomycota, Pezizomycetes, Pezizales, Tuberaceae.